CCUACAUCUCCAACCUACCUCCAACCUUCUCUUCCAAUCGGUGUGUGUGUGUGUGUGUGUGUGUCACGUUCCUCAAGAUGAUGUUCAAGCCUUCAUCACCUCUCUUCUCGGGUCUUCUCUGGAAGAUCCCUUGGCGCAUCUCCGCCCCCCAGAAAGCCCGCCAGAGGAAGCGUCUCCGCGCCGUCGACCGAGUGGUGGACACCGUGAGCGCCGCGUUGGCCCGGAACGGCCAGAUGGCCAAGCCCGUGACUCGGUGGUUCAACGAGAUGCCCCGCGAGGAGGAGAUGCUUCCCAAGGACAAGUACACCAUCUUCGAUAAGAAGGAAAAGAAAUAUCGGAAGGGUAUUCACAAGUUGCCCAAGUGGACGCGAGUCAGCCAAAGAGUCAACCCCCCUGGUUUCUGAGGAAUUCAUCCUUUCGCGACGCAGGAAGCGUGUGAGGAGAGAGAGGACGGAUUAUCCACACAAGGGAGAGCCGAGAAUCGAGCUCUUCUUAUUCAGUCAAGCAUAUUCGGAAUUCUAUACUGUAUUAUACACCACCAACGUCCGUGUUGAUCAUCCUUUCCAUACAAUGCGACCAUUUAGCUGUGGAAAGGGGACAAAGGGCGGGAUCAUCGGAGUUUUACGGGGCAAUGGGAGAUGACACCAUAGAUGCAUUGGUUUUUCUUGAGAGUCAAAUGUUUCAUUCCACUCGCCUUACACCGUACACCAUUAUCUUCGCAUCGAAUGGUCAAGUCGCCAUUGGUAUCUUUGAACAGUUUAAAGAUAAAAGUUCCCAGGUGGACAGAUAGUCAUAUCAAAGAAAGACAGCUUGGAACU
Aspergillus saccharolyticus JOP 1030-1 is the source of this 818-nucleotide messenger RNA. RefSeq names its product mitochondrial 54S ribosomal protein mL60. The transcript has 3 exons. Gene Ontology annotation, cellular component: mitochondrial large ribosomal subunit. Gene Ontology annotation, molecular function: structural constituent of ribosome. NCBI's taxonomy places the organism in Eukaryota, Fungi, Ascomycota, Eurotiomycetes, Eurotiales, Aspergillaceae. The record is from RefSeq and is a predicted model, not a curated record. The coding region runs from base 78 to 404 and encodes 108 amino acids.